Messenger RNA from Pseudocercospora fijiensis CIRAD86, 5526 nucleotides. RefSeq lists its product as uncharacterized. The record is from RefSeq and is a predicted model, not a curated record. The transcript is spliced from 5 exons. The annotation marks the transcript as partial. NCBI's taxonomy places the organism in Eukaryota, Fungi, Ascomycota, Dothideomycetes, Mycosphaerellales, Mycosphaerellaceae.
CCAUCUCCGGCAGCAGGAAAGCAGACUGGCACUCCCAAAACUCCGACAAAGCUCUCACGAAAGCCUGCCCAAACCCCGCAGAGACCCGCACAGACAUCAGAAAGCAAGCCAGUGCCAUCUACGCCAAAAGCCGCUCAGCCUGAGAAGCCCGAGACCGACUCACCGAAGCUUCCACCCCGACCAGAUGUCGCGGGCAAAACUGAAGAGGUCACAGGAGAGGCUGAGAGCAUGGCUGAUGAUGUUCAAAGCAAAGCGGGACAGGCCCAGAGCUCUGCCGGAGACGACGACGAAGAUGAUGGACCGCUGAGUAAAGUCACUCAAGCCGGCCAAAAGGGCCAGGAGGGCCUUCAGCAGCAAGCACCGGAACCAGUCCAGGACGACGAUGACGACGAUGACGAAGAAGAAGCCGACACGAUUUCUGGAGCGCAGCAACAAACGAAGGACUUCUCAUCAGAUGCAGGCGACGAGGCCGAGGACGUUGCCGAUGACGCCACGGAAAAGGCCGGCGACACUCAACCGCAAGGUAAGAAGGGCAACGGUCUGCUGUCUGGUGCUAAAGGCCUAGCUGGCAAGGCUCAGGGCCUAGCAGGCAAGGCCUCUCAGGAUCCGAAAGCUGCCGCUCAACAAGCAGGCGACGAUGCCAAGGAAGCGGUCGAUGGCGCAAAGGAGACAGCUGAGGACGCCCAGGAUCAGGCUGGCGAAGCGGUCGGUGGCGCAAAGGCGACAGCUGACGGCGUCAAGGACCAGGCUGGCGAAGCGGUCGGUGGCGCAAAGGCGACAGCUGACGGCGUCAAGGACCAGGCUGGCGAAGCGGUCGAUGGCGCAAAGGAGACAGCUGAGGACGCCCAAGACCAGGCCGAAGACACUGUCAAUGGUGUCAAGGACGAUUUACCAGUUCCUGAAGGCCUGCCGGUCGAUCUUUCAGUUCUCAGAGGCCUCGAAGUCGACGAAGAGGGCCUUGCGUACGACAAAGAAGGAAAUCCAAUUGGUCGUCUUGCUGAAGGUGACGCUGAAGAUCUGGCCGGAUACCCAAUCGGUGAUGACGGCGAGAUCCUGGAUGACGAUGGCGAUCUUGUUGGUCGCGUAGAGCUCCUACCAGACGAGAUCAAGCUUGAGGAGGAAGUUGACGAAGCCGCCGCCAAUCUUCCUUCCACUUCAAUUCUCAAAGGACUCACCUGCCAAAUUGAUGGCCUCAUCUACGACGCCGAUGGUAACACUGUUGGUCGUGUCAUCGAUGGCGACCCUCAAGAGCUGCAAAAUGCCACACUCAACGAUCAAGGCGAGUUCAUCGACAAAGACGGAAACGUCGUUGGUCACGCAGAGAUCCACGAGGACGCAGAAGAGCUUGUUCAGCAAGGCAUCUAUAAACCAGCGGAACAAGCACAGCAGGUCGCCGAGGAUGCCCAAGAGCAAGUCCAUGGUGUCAAAGAGGGUGCUGAAGAUGUAGCUGGCCAAGUCGAGGAAUCGCCCCCCGAGAUUGAAGACCAGCUUCCUGGCAUCGAGGCACUACAAGGCAAGGAGCUCAACGAAGCUGGCGAAAUUGUUGACGAGGAGGGCAUUGUCCUCGGUAAUGUCGCCGACGAAGACCUCAAGAAGAAGAUCGAAGAGGGCGAGAUUCAGCCAGAGACACUCAAGGUUGACGAAGAAGGCAAUCUCGUUGAUGGAGAGGGCAAUAUUCUUGGCAAGACCGAACUUGCCGAGGGUGCCGCUGAGAAGCUCGCCGGCCUUACUAAGCUGCUGGAUAUGCGCAUCCUCGAUGGCAAGCGAAUCAACAAGAAGGGCACAAUCCUUGACGAUGAUGGAGAGGAGAUCGGUGAGCUCACCGAUGGCGAGCUCAGUGAUUGUGCCGGCGCUCGUGCCAACGACAAAGGCGAAGUCUUCAACAAGAAGGGUGAGCUUGUCGGCCACGUCCGCGUCGUGCCUGGCGAAGCCGCAGAGAACGCCACUCGCGAGCUUCUCGAGGAGCUUGGCGAGCUUGAAGACCAGGCAGAAGAACAGAUCGAAGACGCGCAAGACCAAGCGGUGGAAGUCGCAGAACCACUCAUGGAGGAGCCUGAGCUUAAUAUUCUGGAUGGCCUGAAGGUCAACAAGAAGGGCAAGGUGCUCAACGAAGAUGGCGAAGAGAUUGGCGAGCUGACGGCUGGUGAUCUCUCCAAGUGUGCUGGGAAGAAGAUCAACGCUGUCGGCGAAGUAAUCGACAAGGAUGGCAAUGUCGUCGGCCACGUUCGCACCCUCCCUCAAGAGGUUCAACAGGAGGUCGAAGCUCCCGCUGUGUCAAUCCUCGAAGGCCUCAAAGUCAACAAGAAGGGACAAGUCCUCAACGAGGACGGCGAGCCGAUUGGCGAACUCACGAGCGGAGACCUCGCACAAGUUGCAGGCAAGAAGAUCGAUGCCAAGGGUCAAGUUCUCGAUGACCAAGGCAACGUUCUUGGGACCGUUCGAACUCUGCCCAUCGGCGACCAAGAGGAACAGCAAGAGGAGCCGCAAGAGGAAGAGUCGGCACAAGAGGAGGAGGAAGGCGACCAGCUCCCUCCUCUGUCCAUACUGGAAGGCCUCAAGGUCAACAAGUCAGGCAAGCUCAUCGAUGGCAAUGGUGCUGUCGUUGGUGAACUUGUUGAGGGCGAUCCCAAGAAGCUCUCCAAGUCUGGUGCGACUUGUGAUGCUGAAGGCCAAUUCUGGGACAACAAGGGCCAUGUCAUUGGCCGUGCUCAGACUCUACCUCAAGAGGAGCCGGAAGAGGAGGCUCCCUUCGCUGGCUUAGAAGGUCUGCGGGUCGUCGAAGAGGGCUGGGUCCAAGACGAGAACGGCAACACUGUCGGCUACGUGACUGAAGGCGAAGCUAGCAAGCUCAUCGGUCGCGUUGUUGACGAGGACGGCGACAUCAUCGACAAGAAGGGCUCUGUCGUCGGACAUGCCGAACGUUACGUGCCAGAAGAGCAAGAAGAGGUUCUAGAAGAGGCACCCGAUCUCUCCUUCCUCGAAGGCAAGACGGUCACCAAAGCUGGACUUGUCAUUGGCGACGAAGGUAUUCCUGUUGCACGCCUGGUUGAGGGCAGUGCCAAAGAACUCACCGGCAAGCCACUCGACAAGGUAGGCCAAUUCUGGAACGAUAAGGGAGCUGUCAUCGGAAAGGUGGAGCUGAUCCCGGAGUCGGAACGUGAGGCCAAACCAGAGGGCCCAUUUGCCGGCUUGGACGACCUGCGCGUUAUUGAAGGCGGCAAAAUCGCUGAUGAAGACGGAAACGUCGUUGGCGAAAUCGUCGAAGGCAACCCGAAGCGUCUCGUGGGCUUGUCCGUGGACGAGGACGGAGACAUUGUCGACAAGUACGGCAAUGUCAAAGGUCAUGCCGAGCCUUUGCCUGAAGAAGAGCCACUGGAUUACACGAUUCUCGAUGGGUUGACCUUGAACAAGUCUGGCUUCGUGGUGGAUGAAAAUGGCAUUCCAUUUGGAAAGAUUGUAGAAGGUAACGCUUCUGAGCUUGCGGGACGUCAAUGCGAUGAGCAGGGCUACCUCCACAAUGAUCGCGGCAAGCCAGUUGGUCGCUGCGAGCCGAUCCCAGAGAACGAGCGUGUCGCACGUGCGGAGGGACCUUUUGCUGGUCUCGAAGGCCUUCACGUCGUCAAAGAUGGCAAGGUAGAGGACGGGAAUGGCAAUGUCGUAGGAGAGAUUACCGAAGGAGAUGCCAAGCGCCUGGUUGGCAUGAAGGUUGACGAAGAUGGCGACAUCAUCGACAAAUUCGGAAACACCAAAGGCCACGCUGAGCCGUUGGUGGAAGAGGAAGAGCAACCACUCGACAACAGUGCGCUCGAAGGCAAAUAUCUCAACAAGCAAGGGUAUGUCGUUGACGACAAGGGCAUUCCUUUCGGUCGCCUUGUCGAGGGCAAUGUCUCUGAGCUUGCCGGCCGCAAGUGUGACGAGAACGGCUUCAUCUAUGGCGAUACUGGCAAGGUGGUCGGCAAGUGCGAGAUCCUACCUGAGAACGAGAGAGUUGCUCGUCCCGAAGGUCCAUUCGCCGGACUUGAGGGCCUUAGAGUGGUAAAAGACGGCUUCGUCGAAGACCAAGAUGGCAACCGUGUUGGACAGAUUGUGGAGGGAGAGCCCAAGAGAUUGGUCGGACUCCAUGUCGAUGAAGAUGGUGAUAUCAUCGACAAGUACGGCAACGUGAAGGGACACGCCGAGCCUUGGACCGAGGAAGAGGUUGAAGAAAAAGAUCUUUCGAUCCUUGCCAACACCACUAUCAACAAAUCUGGCUACGCUGUUGAUGGCUCUGGCCAGAUCAUUGGACAGGUCGUCGAAGGUGACGUUGGCACCUUGGUCGGUAAGAAGGUCGAUGGCAAAGGCCAGAUCUGGGAUAACUCAGGCAAUGUCAUCGGCAAAGCAGAUACGAUCACUGGUGUCAACGCAGAAGAAGGUCCAUUUGCUGGUUUCGACGGUCUUCAAAUCAACAAGGAUGGAACAGUCACUACCCCUGCCGGCGAUAUCAUCGGUCGUGUUAUCGAGGGAGACAUCAAGAAACUGCUGGGCCACACUGUCGACGAGGAUGGAGACAUCCUCGACAAGAACGGAAACAAGAUCGGAAAAGCCGAGCGAUGGGAGCCCGAAGAGAAGGAACGUCGCGUCAACCCAAUGUCUGGCAAGCGUGUGAACAAGGACGGCGAGGUCCGUGACGAGAAUGGAGAUCUGAUGGGCAAGCUUACCAUGGGUGAUCUCGGUCAUUGCGUCGGACAAGAGAUUGAUGAUGCUGGAAACGUCGUCGACGUAGAAGGCAACAAGAUUGGUGAAGUCACACUGAUUGAGAACAUCGCCGAAGAUGAGUAUGAGGGCCCAACCGAAGACGAACUCGAGGAAGCUCGCAAACGUGAAGAGGAGCGACAGAUUGCUGAGAAGAUGUGCGGCAUCACCCAGCAAACUCUCGAGCGCAUGCAGCCCAUCUGCAAGCAAAUCAAAGAGCACAUGGAGAAAGCCGACAACACUCCCAAGGACGAACUUGAUGAGGAGGAACUGGUCAAUAACGUAAAGCCUCUCAUUGAAGAAGGUGGCCGCAUACUGCAAGAAUGCAAUGGGUCCCUGCGUGGUCUGGAUCCUGACGGCAAGAUCGCAGCUCAAGCCAAAGGUCGUGCGGGAACCGGUGAGGCUACUCCUGAGGAAUUCCGACUUGCAGAGACUCUCAAGGAAUUGACAACUACUGUCGUGACAACCAUCGACGAUGCGAAGAAGAAGUUGAACAACAUGCCUCACGCCAAGAAGAAGCUCAAUCCACUCUGGAGUCUGAUGACCCAACCUCUAUUCCAAAUUCUGGCUGCUGUCGGACUUCUCCUCGCAGGUGUCCUGGGUCUCGUCGGUCAACUCCUCAAUGGUCUUGGUCUGGGAGGUCUCGUCAACGGACUUCUCGGCGGUCUGGGUAUCAACAAGCUUCUCGCAUCUUUCGGUCUGAUUGACGAGGACAAGAGCAAGAAGAAGAAGAAGGGAGGUGGAAACAAACUUUCCUCUCUACCCAUCGUUGGUGGACUUCUUGGCAGUAAGUAA